UCGCCCUAUUGCCCGUCGUAGCCAUGGCGGCCAUGAGUUUAUUGCAGCGGGCUUCGGUCACUGCGUUGACAGCUCUGUCCGGCCGCUGUGUGGGCACUCGACUCGGAUCCGGAGGGUUUCUCACCCGGGGCUUUCCGAAGACUGCCGCUCCUGUGCGACACAGUGGAGACCAUGGGAAAAGACUGUUCAUCAUCAAAUCUUCUUCCUUCUAUGACAGACGUUUUUUAAAAUUACUGAAAUUCUACAAUUUUUGUGACUGGGAUUUCCCAGUAGCACAUCCGGCAUACGUCUGGUGA
Castor canadensis (American beaver) is the source of this 296-nucleotide messenger RNA. The record is from RefSeq and is a predicted model, not a curated record. Lineage: Eukaryota; Metazoa; Chordata; Mammalia; Rodentia; Castoridae.